This is a messenger RNA of Sorex fumeus (smoky shrew), 1114 nucleotides long. It is a transcript of the gene GALR1, whose product is annotated as galanin receptor 1. NCBI's taxonomy places the organism in Eukaryota, Metazoa, Chordata, Mammalia, Eulipotyphla, Soricidae. Gene Ontology annotation, biological process: negative regulation of adenylate cyclase activity; G protein-coupled receptor signaling pathway; positive regulation of cytosolic calcium ion concentration. The coding region runs from base 54 to 1100 and encodes 348 amino acids. Gene Ontology annotation, cellular component: membrane. Gene Ontology annotation, molecular function: galanin receptor activity. The transcript is spliced from 3 exons. The record is from RefSeq and is a predicted model, not a curated record.
CAGGAGUGGGUCCCGCAACAGGUGAGGCGCUGGGGGACCCCGCGCCCCGCGCCAUGGAGCUGGCGGCCGGCGGGAACCUGAGCGAGGCCAACGGCAGCGGCCCCGAGGGCCCCGCGCCCGAGCCCUGGGCGCUGACGGGCGUCGGCGUGGAGAACCUGGUGACGCUCGCGCUCUUCGGCCUCAUCUUCGCGCUGGGCGUGCUGGGCAACAGCCUGGUCAUCACGGUGCUGGCGCGCAGCGCGCCCGGGAAGCCGCGCAGCGUCACCAACGUCUUCAUCCUCAACCUGAGCGUGGCCGACCUGGCCUACCUGCUCCUCUGCAUCCCCUUCCAGGCCACCGUGUACGUGCUGCCCAGCUGGGUGCUGGGCGCCUUCGCCUGCAAGUUCACGCACUACUUCUUCACCGUGUCCAUGCUGGUCAGCAUCUUCACGCUGGCCGCCAUGUCCGUGGACCGCUACGUGGCCAUCGUGCACGCGCGCCGCUCCUCGUCCUUGCGCGUGUCCCGCAACGCGCUGCUCGGCGUGGGCUGCAUCUGGGCGCUGUCCGUGGCCAUGGCCUCGCCCGUGGCCUACCACCAGCGCCUCAUCCAGAGCUCGGGCAACCACUCCUUCUGCUGGGAGCUCUGGCCCGAGCCCGGCCACAAGAAGGCCUACGUGCUGUGCACCUUCGUAUUCGGGUACCUGCUGCCCCUCCUGCUCAUCUGCUUCUGCUACGCCAAGGUGCUGAAUCAUUUGCACAAGAAGCUGAAGAACAUGUCCAAGAAGUCAGAAGCAUCGAAGAGAAAGACGGCGCAGACGGUCCUGGCCGUGGUGGUGGUUUUCGGGAUCUCCUGGCUGCCCCACCACGUCAUCCACCUCUGGGCAGAGUUCGGGUCCUUCCCGCUGAACACGGCGUCCUUCGUCUUCCGGGUCAUCGCCCACUGCCUGGUGUACAGCAACUCCUCCGUGAACCCCAUCAUCUACGCCUUCCUCUCCGAGAACUUCCGCAAGGCCUACCGGCAGGUGUUCCAGUGCCGCCUGGGCCAGCCGCCGGCCGAUGGGGCCAAGGAGGGCCGCAGCCGCGCGGACACACCCCCGUCCACCAACUGCACGCACGUGUGAGGCCCCGAGGCCCU